Messenger RNA from Cottoperca gobio, 3565 nucleotides. RefSeq names its product sodium/potassium-transporting ATPase subunit alpha-1. Lineage: Eukaryota; Metazoa; Chordata; Actinopteri; Perciformes; Bovichtidae. The coding region runs from base 16 to 3405 and encodes 1129 amino acids. Gene Ontology annotation, biological process: sodium ion export across plasma membrane; intracellular sodium ion homeostasis; intracellular potassium ion homeostasis. The transcript is spliced from 24 exons. Gene Ontology annotation, cellular component: plasma membrane. Gene Ontology annotation, molecular function: ATP binding; ATP hydrolysis activity; P-type sodium:potassium-exchanging transporter activity. The record is from RefSeq and is a predicted model, not a curated record.
AACCAGUGGAUCUCCAUGUCGUCGCUCUCCACCUCCACGCAGAACGUAGCGUUCUCACCUUCCAGGACCUCCAGUUUCCGGGGAAGUUUACGAACAAUAGAACCUAGGUACACUCCAUCGUCGUCUGUCCCAACAUCGUUGAUGGUCAGUCUUCGUGUGGCUCCUUUCUGCUCCAUCCCAUAUUUACUGCUGGGCAUCAGCCGCUGGUCCUCCAGGUACCAGGCAGAUGGGAGCGACUCAUCGGGUACCUCACACUCCAGCACGGCGACGUCCCUCUCCUUCACCUCUAUGUCUCUUAAUGGACGCCUGAACCGCACAGCUGGGCCUGAAGAGCAAGGGAAACGGAGAGGGAAAGAGGAGUACAAACUGGCAGCCACGUCAGAUGGCGGGAGCAAAAAAGCGAAGAAAGCCAAAGGGCAGAAGGAUAUGGAGGAGCUGAAGAAAGAAGUUGACCUGGAUGAUCACAAGUUAACCUUGGAUGAACUUCACAGAAAAUAUGGAACCGACCUAACCAGGGGUCUUUCCAACGCCAGAGCAAAAGAGAUCCUUCUCCGAGAUGGGCCGAACGCCCUCACACCUCCUCCCACAACGCCUGAAUGGGUCAAGUUCUGUAGACAGCUGUUUGGAGGUUUCUCCAUGCUGCUGUGGAUCGGUGCUCUCCUCUGCUUCCUCGCUUACGGUAUCCAGGCUGCCUCAGAAGAUGAACCAGCCAACGAUAACUUGUACCUGGGUGUGGUGCUUUCUGCCGUCGUCAUCAUCACCGGUUGCUUCUCGUACUACCAAGAGGCCAAGAGCUCCAAGAUCAUGGAUUCCUUUAAGAACCUGGUCCCACAGCAAGCCCUGGUCCUCCGUGAUGGCGAGAAGAAGAGCAUCAACGCCGAGGAGGUGGUGGUCGGAGAUUUGGUUGAGGUGAAAGGUGGAGACAGGAUCCCCGCUGAUCUACGAGUCGUCUCUGCUCACGGCUGCAAGGUGGACAACUCCUCUCUGACCGGUGAAUCCGAGCCUCAGAGUCGUACUCCAGACUUCUCCAACGACAACCCACUGGAGACCAAGAACAUUGCUUUCUUCUCCACCAACUGUGUUGAAGGUACUGCCAGAGGAGUCGUCAUCAACACAGGAGACCAUACCGUCAUGGGUCGUAUCGCCACCCUGGCUUCCAGCCUGGACGGCGGCAAAACUCCCAUCGCCAAAGAGAUUGAGCACUUCAUCCACAUCAUCACCGGCGUGGCCGUCUUCCUCGGCGUUUCCUUCUUCGUCCUCUCCCUCAUCCUUGGGUAUGGGUGGCUGGAGGCCGUCAUCUUCCUCAUCGGUAUCAUUGUCGCCAACGUGCCAGAAGGUCUCCUGGCCACUGUCACUGUGUGUCUGACCCUGACUGCUAAGCGUAUGGCCAAGAAGAACUGCCUGGUGAAGAACUUGGAAGCUGUGGAGACCCUGGGCUCCACCUCCACCAUCUGCUCCGACAAGACCGGCACCCUGACCCAGAACAGGAUGACCGUGGCCCACAUGUGGUUCGACAACCAGAUCCACGAGGCCGACACCACAGAGAACCAGAGCGGGGCCUCCUUCGACAGGAGCUCCCCCACCUGGGCUGCCCUGGCCAGAAUCGCUGGACUCUGCAACCGCGCCGUCUUCCUGGCAGAGCAGUCCAACGUUCCCAUCCUGAAGAGAGAUGUCGCCGGUGAUGCCUCAGAAGCUGCCCUGCUGAAGUGCAUUGAGCUGUGCUGUGGAUCUGUAUGCGGCAUGAGAGACAAUUACUACAAGUUUUCUGAGAUCCCCUUCAACUCUACCAACAAAUACCAGCUCUCCAUCCACAAGAAUGCAACUCCCGGAGAGACUAAGCAUCUGCUGGUGAUGAAAGGUGCCCCAGAGAGGAUUUUGGACCGCUGCUCCACCAUCAUGCUGCACGGCAAAGAGCAGCCUCUGGACGACGAGAUGAAAGACUCUUUCCAGAACGCCUAUGUUGAGCUGGGAGGACUGGGAGAGAGAGUGCUGGGUUUCUGCCAAUUCAACCUGCCUGAUGACCAGUUCGCAGAUGGCUUUGCUUUUGACACUGAGGAGGUGAACUUCCCCACAGAGAACUUGUGCUUCAUCGGCCUCAUGUCCAUGAUCGACCCUCCACGUGCUGCUGUGCCCGAUGCUGUUGGCAAAUGCAGGAGUGCUGGAAUCAAGGUUAUCAUGGUCACAGGUGACCAUCCCAUCACAGCCAAGGCUAUUGCCAAGGGUGUGGGUAUCAUCUCUGAAGGCAACGAGACAGUUGAAGACAUUGCUGCGCGCCUGAAUGUCCCCGUCUCUGAGGUCAACCCCAGGGAUGCCAAGGCCUGUGUUGUCCACGGUGGCGAGCUGAAAGAAAUGACCCCCGAGCUGCUUGAUGAUGUGCUGAAAUACCACACUGAAAUCGUCUUCGCCAGAACCUCCCCUCAGCAGAAGCUUAUCAUUGUGGAAGGUUGCCAGAGACAGGGAGCCAUCGUGGCCGUGACAGGUGAUGGUGUGAACGACUCUCCAGCUCUGAAGAAGGCCGACAUCGGUGUCGCUAUGGGCAUCGCUGGAUCUGACGUCUCCAAGCAGGCCGCUGACAUGAUCCUGCUGGACGACAACUUUGCCUCCAUUGUUACCGGAGUGGAAGAAGGCCGUCUGAUCUUUGACAACUUGAAGAAGUCCAUCGCCUACACUCUGACCAGUAACAUCCCCGAGAUCUCCCCCUUCCUCUUCUUCAUCAUCGGCAACAUCCCUCUGCCCCUGGGAACCGUCACCAUCCUCUGUAUUGACCUGGGAACUGACAUGGUCCCCGCCAUCUCCCUGGCUUAUGAAGAAGCUGAGAGCGACAUCAUGAAGAGACAGCCCAGAAACCCAAAGACAGACAAGCUGGUGAACGAAAGGCUCAUCAGCAUAGCCUACGGACAGAUCGGUAUGAUGCAGGCCACAGCCGGGUUCUUCACCUACUUUGUGAUCUUGGCUGAAAAUGGCUUCCUGCCCAUUGACCUGCUGGGGAUCAGAGUGCUGUGGGACGACAAAUUUGUAAAUGACCUGGAAGACAGCUACGGACAGCAGUGGACAUACGAGCGCAGAAAGAUCAUAGAGUUCACAUGUCACACAGCUUUCUUCGCCAGCAUUGUGGUCGUCCAGUGGGCCGAUCUGAUCAUCUGUAAGACCAGGAGGAACUCCAUCCUGCAACAAGGAAUGAAGAACCGUAUCCUGAUCUUUGGACUGUUUGAGGAGACCGCUCUGGCUGCUUUCCUGUCUUACUGCCCGGGCAUGGACGUCGCCCUCAGAAUGUACCCUCUCAAGCCAUGUUGGUGGUUCUGUGCCUUCCCAUACUCCCUCCUCAUCUUCCUGUAUGAUGAAGCCAGAAGAUAUAUCCUUAGACGCAACCCAGGCGGUUGGGUGGAACAGGAGACGUACUACUGAGUCAACACGGAGGGCACAGUCAGUGUUUCAUCGUUAUUUACUGCCAUGUUACAUAUUUGUCUGAGAUGUUCGUCAGACCCCAAAAACUCAAAGCAUGGAAAAAUAUUUUGAUGUAUAUGUCAUUCACAAUAAAACACAUUUCCGUACCAUUGUACAUUGA